This is a messenger RNA of Vitis riparia (riverbank grape), 1458 nucleotides long. Its product is annotated as FRIGIDA-like protein 2. The coding region runs from base 37 to 1209 and encodes 390 amino acids. The record is from RefSeq and is a predicted model, not a curated record. Lineage: Eukaryota; Viridiplantae; Streptophyta; Magnoliopsida; Vitales; Vitaceae. The transcript is spliced from 3 exons.
UUAGGGUUUUUCCCUGUUCAUCGUUUGCGAAAGAGGAUGGUUUCAGUGGAGAAUUCUUCUACCGAUCCAAAUCUUUUCCUCACGAAUAGGCUUGGAGAUAUUCGAGCAUAUUCAUCUUCUUUAGCGUCAUUCACUCUCCAAUGGAGGGACCUGGAGGAGUUGUUCGAGUCAAUUCAGUUGUCCGUCGACGACUGCUUCAACGAUAUCCAACUGAGACAGAAGCAAAUCACCGAAGCAUUAUCUUCAUCAGUCCCAUCUCAGCCUCGGCCGGAGUUGAAGUAUCUCUGCCUUAACAUGGACGGUAAGGGCUUGAGAUCGUUCCUGAUUGAGAAAACAAAGGCGCGUCCACCGUUCUCGAUCGGAGACGAAGUCUCGGCCGCCCUUUUAUCUGCUCCCGAUCCGGCAAUGCUUGUGCUGGAUGCAGUGGAUGACUUUUACCCGCGAAAAUCUAAAUCUAAGGGAAAGGAUAAGCGCAGCGAAUUGGUUGAUAUCAGAAGGACCUGUGUUCUUCUGUUGGAGCAGUUGAUGAAAAUCUCCCCACGAAUUGGUCCUGCUGUGACUGCGAAAGCCAAGAAAUUGGCAAUUGAAUGGAAAGCGAAAAUUAAUGGGGAAAACGAUAAUUCAUCGAGGGUGUUAGGCCUUUUGCUGCUCUUAGCUGCGUAUGAAUUGGGCUGUGUAUUUCAAUUGAAUGUGUUGUUUGAUCUUUUCGAGAUGGUUGCUCUGCACCACCAGGCUUCCGAGUUGUAUCGGAGGCUUGGGCUCAUGGAUAGGGUUUCUGAUUUCAUUCAAAAUCUUAUUACAAAGAGGAAGCAAAUAGAAGCUAUUAAGUUUAUAUAUGAAUUUGGGUUGGUUGACAAGUUCCCACCAUUCCCCUUGUUAAGAGCCCACUUGCAGGAUGCCAAGAGGGCUCACAAAAAGGCUACAAAGGAAGCCGACUCACGUCGAUCAAAGGAUGAGGCCAUUGACAAAGAAAUAGCUGCAGUUAAAGCUGUGAUCAGUUGCGUCAAGGAUCAUAAGAUCGAGUGCAAGUACACGAGCAAAAAUCUGGGAAAACGAAUAAAUCAGUUAAAAGCCCUGAAGAGAAACAGAGAAAAAGAGAUUGAAGGAGGUAAGGACUGUACCAGGACAGCACCUCAGGCUCAACAACAGCAUCACAAUAAAAAGAAGAGACUCCGGGCAGAACCAGCUGCAAACAGCAAUCCCAAAUAGACCUGCCAUUUCCUCUACCAUUUACCCUUUUUUGGACAAUCUGGGCAAGCAGCAGCUGCAGCAUUUGCAUAUUACAUUCCUACAUGCUGAAUGUAAAAUUGUAAACUAUGUGCCUGCCUGUAACAUGUAACUAGUUCAAGUUCGUCUUCAGUUCAUAUUCCAGUUACUUGUAGAGCAACUUCGGCUUCAGGCCAGAGAUUAUUGAAGCGCAAGUGUACAUUAUUAUUAUUAUUAUUAUUCUUUUGUUCA